CCAGUGCUUUUUGAAUGCCAUGAUCAAGUCGUUCCUUAUUUUCAGAAGUAUGCGUUCGUCUCUUGCAACUUCUUACCAUCUUGCCUUUAUUUCCAGAGAGUGGAGCAAGCUGUUGUUCAGGCCUUUGACGAGGCUGGAAUCGAGACCAAAGUUGUUAACCGCCUUGAGUAUUGCGAUGCUCUCAUUGCGUGGGCUGAUGCAGUAGUCACUACGGGAGGUGACGGCACUUACCUGCUAGCGGCGUCAAGGAUACGUGACAGAAGCAAGCCUGUCAUUGGCUUCAAUUCAGACCCAACGCGCUCUAAGGGGCAGCUCUGUCUUCCUGAGAAAUAUUCAGCUUCUCCCAGAACUGCUGUGGCUCAGUUACGCAGAGGGCUGUUCAGAUGGCAGUAUCGAUCCCGCAUCAGAGUAACACUGCGCGGUGAACACAUUUACCAAGCACCGAUUGAACUGCACGACCAGCAGCUCCUCAACCCGGAGUACAGAUAUUUGGACAUCGAUGCAAACUUGAAGAGUGAACAUGUGCGGCACUCCUUGUCAGAGUGGGGCCAGGCUGACCCCUCGCUGCCUACAAGAGUUCUUCCUGUAUUGGCUCUCAAUGAGGUGUUCAUCGGGGAGUGCAUAUCAGCGCGCGUGUCGUACCUGGAGUUGCAGUUCGACGACCAGGCGCCAGGGAAGCACAAGUGCUCAGGUCUCAUCGUCAGCACGGGCACAGGCUCCACGUCCUGGACCUACAACGUCAACAAACUCACCGAGCAGAACCUCGAGCAGGAUCAAGAGUCCUUCACCCUCAAAAUGAUCAAGGGACACUUCACCCUCACGAGGAUCGUAGUGCACUUUACCCUUACAAAGAUCACGAGAAACAUCUCACUCACAAAUAUCAAGGGGCACUUCAACCUCAAAACGAUCAUGAAGCCAUUCAUCCUCACAAAGAUCAGGGGGUUUUAUACCUUCACAAAGAUCAAGGGGCGCUUCACUCUCACAAAGAUCAUGCAGCUAUUCAUCCUCACAAAGAUCAGGGGGCUCUUCAUCCUCACAAAGAUCAUCAACACUUCACUGUGCGGAAGAUCAUGA
Hyalella azteca is the source of this 1074-nucleotide messenger RNA. RefSeq names its product NAD kinase 2, mitochondrial. The record is from RefSeq and is a predicted model, not a curated record. Gene Ontology annotation, molecular function: NAD+ kinase activity. The transcript has 5 exons. NCBI's taxonomy places the organism in Eukaryota, Metazoa, Arthropoda, Malacostraca, Amphipoda, Hyalellidae. Gene Ontology annotation, cellular component: mitochondrion. The annotation marks the transcript as partial. Gene Ontology annotation, biological process: NAD+ metabolic process; NADP+ biosynthetic process.